This is a messenger RNA of Papilio polytes (common Mormon), 994 nucleotides long. It is a transcript of the gene Tim10, whose product is annotated as mitochondrial import inner membrane translocase subunit Tim10-B. Bases 341 to 625 code for a protein of 94 amino acids. Lineage: Eukaryota; Metazoa; Arthropoda; Insecta; Lepidoptera; Papilionidae. Gene Ontology annotation, biological process: protein insertion into mitochondrial inner membrane. The transcript is spliced from 4 exons. The record is from RefSeq and is a predicted model, not a curated record. Gene Ontology annotation, cellular component: mitochondrial inner membrane.
UUCUUUUAGUAAUCUGUCACUGUUGCGAAAUUUUUUUUAAGAAGAGUAUGUCGCUUGGAAAAUUUGGAAAAAUAACAUUAUCGUGGUAACUACAAAUAUAUCUAAUAUUUCCAAUAUUAUUCCUUGUUAUUCACAAAGAAUAUUCUUGGUGGUUAGGCAUUACAGUCACAAGUUUAUCUCUUUUCGUGGUUGCGAAAAACUACGUAAAUGACCGUCGUAUUGAGAAUAUGAAAGCAAGGGAACGUAUGCGCAGAGCUAACGAAGGAGAGUAUCCCGACCUGUACAGGAAACUGUGAGAUAAUUUAACUGCUGUAGAAACUAGUGUGAAGGAAUAUCAAAGAUGGCAGUACCACAAUUAGAUCCGGCCAAGCUGCAACUGGUCCAGGAGUUGGAGAUAGAGAUGAUGUCCGACAUGUACAACCGUUUAGUCACCACCUGUCAUCGAAAAUGUAUACCCUUGAAGUAUCAUGAGUCCGAACUAGGGAAAGGCGAAUCAGUCUGCUUGGAUCGCUGCGUCGCGAAAUAUUUAGACGUCCAUGAACGCAUCGGUAAGAAGUUGUCGAAUAUGUCGCAAGGGGACUCUGAGGAUCUUACCAAAAUAAACUUACAAGAAACCAAAAAAUAGUAAACUAUAAAAACAAAUUAUAACUUGCAGUAAGUGCCAUAGACAAUAUAGAUUUUUUUCGUUUAAAAACACUCCAUUUUGUUUCAUUUUUAUUUAUAAACAUCAAUAUUGUUUUAAUGGCAAUUUUAUAUGAUACAUUAAAUUGAAAAUAUUGCUGCAAGUUAUAAUUUAUAUUUUUCAACAACGGUUUUAAUAGAAAACGUACAAAUAGAUAUAUGGGAACUUCUUCAAUGCAAGUCAUUAAAUAAACGACUUUUAUCUGUGCUUAAAUUAGUUCUUGUCUCAAUGCAUUUGACAAUGGUGUUGUGUUAGUAUGGGUAUUUUUAAUUUAGUAAUAUAUUAGACAUUGUUAAAAAUAAAACUGAAAAA